UCCGGAGUAUGGCUAGCUGUAGGAUGCAUGCACCUCGCACUGUGGGCUGAGCUUGAUCAUUGGGCAGCGAGGGCAACGUCACGGACGAUUGGUGGGAUGCCUAUGUGUGAUGCUGCUGGAAGGCGUGGGAGGCGUGGGCGUGGGUGUGGGUGUGUGUGGGAGAGGCUGCGGAAGAGGCUUUGUCGCAGCCGGGGUCCAUCAUCCACGGAAAGUACGCCAUGGUGCCACCGUCCCCGAUUCCAUCGAGCUUCUUGUAAAAGAGCAAAAUGACAAGCGGGGAGGUCAGUAACUCCUCCGUGACGUUAGAGUCAACGGCUUUCCCCUCUUCAGCGGGGUAUUGGCUCUUGAUGGAUUGAGUGAUUCAGGAUGAUCGUUAACGAACCAUAGCUAGAAGAAAGCAGGCCAAUGAGAAGACCGAUAAGCCCCCAAGAAUCUGAGUUACCCAAAACAGCAAAAGCAGGGUUCAUGGAGGCCUAGCACUAAGCCGCGAUAGGCAAAGGGCCAGGAGCCGAAGAUGGGGAUUUGACUUUUAGGUUUUUUGGCUGCAAGUGGAUUUGGGGU
Molecule: messenger RNA, 561 nt
Organism: Aspergillus welwitschiae
Lineage: Eukaryota; Fungi; Ascomycota; Eurotiomycetes; Eurotiales; Aspergillaceae
Exons: 1
Coding region: 28-270 (80 amino acids)
Source: RefSeq, a predicted model, not a curated record